Cokeromyces recurvatus is the source of this 529-nucleotide messenger RNA. RefSeq lists its product as uncharacterized. The transcript is spliced from 3 exons. Lineage: Eukaryota; Fungi; Mucoromycota; Mucoromycetes; Mucorales; Mucoraceae. The coding region runs from base 210 to 482 and encodes 90 amino acids. The record is from RefSeq and is a predicted model, not a curated record.
CUUUAAGAAUACAGGAUUCUCGAGAUAAGAAAGUCUUUUGUUGUUGAAUUUUAAAUUUUGUCUUUUUAACCUCACCUUAGACUGGGAGGGGAGAGAGGGAAAAAAAAAAGAGUAUCUUGUAAGAAUAGAAUGGUUAAAACAAAUGUGUAUUUAUAAUGACUAUGGUAAAAUAGAGCAAGUAUAAAGCCCUCUGAUAAGAAAACAAUCGGAUGAGAUACUACUUUGUUUUAGUUGAUAGCGAGGAGGGAAAAGAAAAAAGACACUUCAACUUAUUACUAUUCAAGUACUAUUUUACUAAAGUUGUAGUAAUACCUCCUCCCCCUCUACCUCAAAAAAAAACGAUGUUUAUGUUUAAUAUCAUUUGUAUUUUAACUAACUAUGGCUUAAGAUACUUUGUCUACUAUUAUUAUUAUUAUUAUUACUAUUUAAUACUAAUAACUUUAAACAAAUUAGUUUUAAACAUUUUUUUCAGUUGGCAAUAAAUCACACCCGUAACAAAUUGAGAAACCGCCUGUUAAUAAGAAAGAAA